Messenger RNA from Camellia sinensis, 2081 nucleotides. Its product is annotated as dolichyl-diphosphooligosaccharide--protein glycosyltransferase 48 kDa subunit. Gene Ontology annotation, cellular component: endoplasmic reticulum membrane; oligosaccharyltransferase complex. The record is from RefSeq and is a predicted model, not a curated record. Lineage: Eukaryota; Viridiplantae; Streptophyta; Magnoliopsida; Ericales; Theaceae.
UUGUGGGGAUCAAAAAAUUGUGAGGUUUAAGUAUUUUCUUUUCUGAUAGUGUAAUGAGAUGAAAAGUGUAAUGAGGUAAAACAGUGGUGGUGUAAAAUAGAAUCACCCUUUCAACAAACAAAGCUCCGCGAAAACAAACACUUGACGAGUCCCGGAUCUCUGUGAGUGGGAAAAAUCUGGAGAGCUCGUAAACCCAACGAACCAACGAUGUCGACGCUACAAUUGAUCUUCCUCACUGCAAUCCCAUUUCUCGCCACACUCUGCAGCUCCUUCUCUCCCGAACGCCCCACCGAUCGUCGAAUUCUCGUCUUGCUCGAUGACCUCGCUAUCAGAUCUUCGCACUCCAUCUUCCUCAAUUCUCUCCAAUCUCGCGGCUUCGACCUUGAUUUCAAACUCGCCGACGAUCCCAAGAUCUCCUUACACAGAUACGGCCAGUACUUGUACGACGGCUUGAUCCUCUUCUCUCCAACGGUCGAGCGUUUCGGGGGAUCCAUUGAUUUGGCAGCUAUUAUCGAUUUCGUCGAUGCUGGUCAUGAUUUGAUUAUGGGGGCAGAUUCUUCUGCCUCUAAUCUAAUUCGAGAGAUUGCCACCGAGUGCGGAGUUGAUUUUGAUGAGGAUCCGGGAGCUAUGGUUAUUGAUCACAUCGGCUAUGCAGUUUCAGACACAGAUGGUGAUCAUACAUUGAUUGCUAGUGAUGAAUUCAUUCAGUCUGAAGUGCUUUUGGGAAGCAAGAAAAUCGAGGCUCCAGUUCUCUUUCGGGGAAUUGGUCAUUCAUUACAUACUGCUAAUAACUUGGUGUUGAAUGUUCUCUCAGUGUCUCCUUCAGCGUAUUCUGCAAAUCCGAAGGGCAAGUUGGCAAAUCCUCCCUCACUCAUUGGAUCUGCAAUCUCUUUAGUUUCAAUUGUGCAGGCAAGAAACAAUGCUCGAAUUCUGAUUUCUGGUUCACUAAGCAUGUUUAGCAAUCGAUUCUUCAGAUCUGGGGUGCAGAAGGCAGGAAGCCCAAUUAAACAUUUGAAAUCUGGUAAUGAGCAGCUUUUGACUGAACUUAGCAAAUGGAUUUUCCAUGAAAGAGGUCACCUUAAGGCUAUGAAUGUUAGACACCACAAAGUUGGGGAGGCUGAUGAACCAGCCAUGUACCGGAUCAACGAUGACCUGGAAUAUUCUGUUGAGAUUUAUGAGUGGUCUGGCGCUAGUUGGGAACCAUACAAUGCCAAUGAUGUUCAAGUACAGUUUUACAUGAUGAGCCCCUAUGUUUUGAAAACCUUAUCAGCUGAUCAUAAGGGCCUCUAUUUUACGUCUUUCAAGGUUCCAGAUGCUUAUGGAGUCUUCCAGUUUAAGGUUGAGUACCAGAGGCUUGGAUACACUAGGUUGUCCCUAUCAAAGCAGAUUCCUGUUAGACCCUUCAGGCACAAUGAAUAUGAAAGGUUCAUACCAACAGCUUUUCCCUAUUAUGGAGCAUCAUUCUCUAUGGGAUUUUUUGGGUAAUCCGCUCCCAUGCUGCAAACAGUCAAAUCUGAACUUUGUUGCUCUUCUUUCUUUCCUCGGGAGCUGGAAGCACACAAGCAAUGUGUGUUGCGUGAUUCUAUUGUGUUCUUUGCACUUGACUAGAAAUCUCCAACAUCGUUAGUGUUGUUAAGUGCUUUUCCAUGAAAAGUACUGGAAUUAAGCAAAUUCUUUAUGCGCCCCUUUCUUUGUUAUCUUAUUUGCCGUGACCUACCAACCUAGCCUUACGCACCAUUUGUUUGGAUUGAGAACAUUUUUCUUCAUGUUUUACUAGUUGAUACAAUGGAAAAAGGAAGUAAACAAAAAAACAAGACUAUAUGUUAGGAAAAUAUUUUAUAUUUUUAAAAGGUGAAAAACAUUUUCUAGGUCUUACCAAAGCCUCCACACCACCACCACACCACCACCACCUCCACACCAACUUAGUUUCGAGAAUGCAAAAACAUGGGAAAACAUUUUUGAAUUUUUUUUCAUAGAAAAUGUUCUUUACUAUUAAUUAGUAGCACAUUUAUGUUUUGUUGUCUUCUUGGGGUUACAUACUCCACUACGUACUUGCCUCACUAGUUUGACGAGAGUUUGUU